Neopsephotus bourkii (Bourke's parrot) is the source of this 966-nucleotide messenger RNA. Its product is annotated as DNA polymerase iota-like. Lineage: Eukaryota; Metazoa; Chordata; Aves; Psittaciformes; Psittacidae. Gene Ontology annotation, biological process: translesion synthesis. Gene Ontology annotation, molecular function: DNA-directed DNA polymerase activity. The record is from RefSeq and is a predicted model, not a curated record.
AUGGCGGCGGCGCGGAGGUGGAGGCCGGGAGCGCGGGGUGCGCGCGCAGCCGCCGCCAUCAUGGAGUGCGCAGAUGGGGGAGGGUCCGUGCGAGGAGCAGCCAUUGCCUGGGGACCCAGCGGGAGCUGGCGCCCCCCUGCGGGCAGCAGCGUCAUUGCGCACCUGGACCUCGACUGCUUCUAUGCGCAGGUGGAGAUGCUCCGGGCCCCGGAGCUGAGGGACAAGGCCUUGGGGGUGCAGCAGAAGUCCCUCGUGGUCACGUGUAACUACGAAGCCCGGCGCCAUGGGGUGAAGAAGUUGAUGUCCCUCAAGGAAGCCAUGGAGAAGUGUCCUCACUUGGUGCUGGUCAAUGGAGAAGACCUCACUCCCUACAGGGAAAUGUCCUACAAGGUCACAGAGCUCCUGCGGGAAUAUUGUCCAUUGGUGGAAAGACUUGGAUUGGAUGAGAACUUUCUGGAUAUCAAUGUGGUGGAGCAACGUGUAGGCCGCUUCCAUCCAAGUGGGUGGGCUGGGAUCCGUGUCUCAGGCCAUGUCUACAAGCACCAAGCCAUCAGCGUGCAGGAUCCAACCCAUCGGAGGCUCGCCAUUGGAUCCCAAGUGGUGGAAGAGCUCCGGGAAUGCCUUUACUCCACACUGGGCCUCAGCAGCAGCACUGGGGUGGCCACCACCAAGCUCUUGGCCAAGGUGGUCUCUGGGACCUUCAAACCCAACCAACAAACCCUGCUCCUACCUCACAGCACCCAGGAGCUGCUGAGGAACCUGGGGCCUAUCUGGCAGGUGCCAGGCAUCGGCUCCAGGACUGUGGAAUGCCUGGAACGUUCGUUGGGUGCGAAGACCGUGGUGGAUCUCCAAAGGUUUCCAUUUGCUGGCUUGGAGAAGGAGCUGGGAAUUGCGCUUGCUCAACGGAUCCGGAAGCUCAUCUAUGGGCAGGAUGAGGCCCCUGUGACACCAUCUGGACCUCCUCAG